Anopheles cruzii is the source of this 4833-nucleotide messenger RNA. RefSeq names its product ubiquitin conjugation factor E4 B (gene Ube4B). The record is from RefSeq and is a predicted model, not a curated record. Gene Ontology annotation, cellular component: nucleus; ubiquitin ligase complex; cytoplasm. Lineage: Eukaryota; Metazoa; Arthropoda; Insecta; Diptera; Culicidae. The transcript has 6 exons. The coding region runs from base 117 to 4019 and encodes 1300 amino acids. Gene Ontology annotation, biological process: protein polyubiquitination. Gene Ontology annotation, molecular function: ubiquitin-ubiquitin ligase activity.
GUGAACGGUGACAAAAAAUAGCCUAUUUUCCACAAGUGAAAAAUUUACGAUCGUGAAAAAGAAAACAUUAUCCAACAACCGCGAACGCGAUACAGGGGCAAUAGGCCUACACAACGAUGGAACUAACACCUGAGGAGAUACGGUCGCGGAGAUUACGAAAACUUGAGGCCAAAAACAACCGAAAUGUGUCAGCGGCGGCCACGGCCGCCCAGCAGAGUGUCCCAGAGGUGGCAGUGGGCAGCAAUAAUGCAGCACCAGCGACAACAGUGGGUUGCAUCACCACCGAAAGUUCAGCUGCAACUGAGGUGGCGGCGACGACGACAGCGGUUACCAGGGACGAAUCCACCGGCGGCGGUGGUGUCCAUGGCGACGAGCAGGUCGGCAGCAGCAGCCCCGAGAGUAGCAGCAACGCCACCGAUCAGGGUACUGCUUUGAUACUGCCGGACAAAAUCGAAGCCUCGCUAAUGCUGGGCUUCGACGAGGUGGCCGAACAGUCGCAGCAAGUGGCCGCAGUGCCGCGGCAUCAGAAGCUGGACACGAAAACGAGCUCGAUUGUGCUGGCGGCUCGCAAGAAACCGAUUGCAACCGCACAGCAGGCGCAGACACAGGCACAGGCUCCGCCUCCCAACUCUUGGGCGUACAAGAAGCGAUCCUCUUCCGAGUCGCACGCCGGUGGUUGCCCGGCAACGCAGCAGGACAACGAACAGCAGCAACAGCAACAGCAGCAGCAGCACGCCACGGUAGACGCCAACCUUACAGAGUGCCAAAUGGGAGAGCAGACUGCCGGCGGUGGCGCGGGAACAGAGACGGCCGCCCGGGAAGAGCUGCUGCACAUUAUGCUGCGCAUCAUGAAGAUCAACGGAAAGGGUGGCCGGUGUUCCGAGUCACGGUUUACGAUCGAACCCGCCGUGCUCGAUAAUGCACUGGAAAUGCUGACGGCGCAGCGAUUCGGCGAGUUCGGUGCCGAAGUGAUGACCGAAGUGAUCAAGGGCAUGUACUACGGCAAGCUGAUUGAAUCGGCCAGCUGUUGGGACGGUGACAGCGUCAGUGGUGGCGGUGGCGGUGGAACCAGUGGGCGCCUUUCCGACAGCUGGAGCUCGAUACCGAGCAAGAAGGUGAAACCGAUCGACGAAGUGGUCGUCGUGGCCCCUCCACCGGCUGUCGGUGGCCGCAGUACGCCGAUGGACGUUGACCAGGACGAGCAGGGAGCGCCUGCGCCAGGGCCUGCGUUUUGUUCCUCGAAGCCAUCGAUGAAAGCGUUCGCCAACAAUCGGGUUGCGGCCCUCGACUAUCUGACCGGGUGCUAUUGGCGGGCCAACGAGGAACUGUACAGCUACACCAAGAUCAAGAAGAGCAAAAAGAUGUACCUCGCCGAGACGCUCCCGGCCGUGGUGGCCGCGGUACGCCAGCAGACGCUCCGGUACGCGAUACUGGUGCUCAAGAAUGCCUUCCAAAGCUUUUGCUGGCAACAGGGCGGCGGCGCCGGUGAAAGUGGUGCCACCGGCAGUAGCGGCAAGACGGCGGCGGUCGGCAACAAAAGCACGCUGCUGGAAAAGUCUCCGCUGCUCACGCUGAUGUACAAGAACAAGCUGUCGUCCGAUUUUCUCACCAACCUAAUGGCCGAGAGCCGCGCCUCGCCGAACGAGGAAGACUUUACGGUGAUCUUCCGCGCCGUGCUGGACGAUCUGUACGUGGACAUGCAGAACGCGAUCUGCAACGAAAACAUCGUCUCGGAUCCGCUCAACCGGCUGAAGGAGCUGAUCGAGGCGCGCGUUGACAAUGCGCACCCGAUCUGUCAGUUGAUCGUGCGGCACGAAAUCUUUCUGCCGUCGUUUACGCCGGACAAAUAUUUGGCCCGCGAGAUCUCGAAGGUGUCCUUCCUGGCCCCGUUCCUGUCGCUGUCGGUGCUGCUGGACGAGAAUCCCAAGUUUGCGACGCAUCACUUUGCGGAGAACGUGUGCGAUCGUACGCUGGCCAGCUCGUUCCAUGCGAUCCUCAGUAGCACCCGGAAGGUGCUGCACUCGGUGUUCCUGGUGCUGCUCACUAACCAGGACAGCCGGGCCGAUAUAGUGAACUACAUCGCGGAGAUACUGAAAUCGAACGCCAAGCGCAUCCAGUACAAUGCGGACGAUCGGUUUCUGGCAAAGGACGGGUUCAUGCUGAACUUUAUGUCCGUGCUGCAGCUGCUCUCGGUCAAGAUCAAUUUGGGGCGCAUCGAACCGUUGUAUCCGCACCACCCGGACAGUUUGGUGGACGUGGAGGACGAAACAAAGCUCAAGUUCUCGUCUCAGGAAUAUUCCGACUGGCUCGAGAAGCUGCAGGCGGGCAAAAAGUGGGAACCGCUCAAGUUCGUUACGCACUGCUGGUUCCUGACGCUGCACGCGCACCACCUCGGCAUCAUCCCGGCGAUCCAGCGGUACAACAAGCUGCUGCGGGCCACGAAGGAACUGCAGCGGAUGGUGGACGAACUGAACGCGACGAUGGCGCAGUGGGAAAACACGCUGCUGGCGCGGCGCAACAAGCAGAUGCGCGAUCGGUGCAACAACCAGAUCAACAAGCUGUCGAAGGCGAAGCUCAGCUGCGACAUUGCCAUCAUCGACCCGAACGUGCUCGGUGCCUGCAUGCAGUUCUAUUCGUCCGUCUGCGAGUACAUGCUGUACCAGAUCGAGAACCGGCCGAUCGAGGGGCUGUUCGUGAACCGGCAGCACCCGUCGACGCUGGUGGCCAACGACAACUUUUCCGCCCUGCCCGAGUGGUACAUUGAGGACAUUGCCGACUUUAUCCUCUUCUGCAUGCAACACAGCAUAAGUGUGAUCGAUUAUGUGGACAACUCGAUCAUCACCUGGAUCCUGACGCUCGUGUGCGCACCGCAUCUGAUCAAGAACCCGUACAUCACUGCCAAACUGAUAGAGGUCCUGUUCGUGACGUCCCCCACGAUACAGACCACCUCGCAGCGGCUGUAUCUGCAGAUAAUCAACCACGAACUCGCUCAGACUGCGUUAGUAAGUGCACUUAUGAAGUUUUAUACCGACAUCGAAACGACGGGGCAGAGUACUGAAUUUUACGACAAGUUUACAAUAAGGUAUCAUAUAAGCCAUCUGUUCAAAGGGCUGUGGGACAGCGCCGUGCACCGGCAGGCGAUCGUGAAUGAGUCGAAAGGUGGCAAGCAGUUUGUGAAGUUUGUCAAUUUCUUCCUCAACGACACGACCUACCUGCUGGACGAGUGCUUGGAGUACCUCAAGCGCAUCCACGAGACGCAGGUGCUGACGCUGGACGAGGCAGCGUGGAGCGCCCUGACGCCGGAGGUGCAGCAGAACCGCCAGCGGCAGCUGGCCCAGGACGAGCGGCAGUGCCGGUCGUACCUGACGCUGGCGCGCGAAACGGUCGACAUGUUCCACUACAUGACGAAGGACAUCAAGGAACCGUUCCUGCGCCCGGAGCUGAUCGAUCGGCUCAGCUCGAUGCUGAACUACAAUCUGCACCAGCUGUGCGGCCCCAAGUGCAACGAUUUGCGCGUCCGGCACCCGCACAAGUACGGCUGGGAACCGCGGCGGCUACUCGGCCAGCUCGUGGACAUCUAUCUGCAUUUGGCGUGCGACGAGUUUGCGGCCGCACUGGCGGGUGACGAGCGUUCGUUCGAGAAGCACUUCUUCGAGGAUGCGGCCAAGCGCGUCGAACGGAUUGGCAUCCGGACGCGUGGUCAGGUGGACGAGUUUCGGAAGCUCAUCGAGAAGGCGUCCGAAAUCUACGUCCGGAAUCAGGAGAACGCGGACGAGUUUGCCGAAGCACCGGAUGACUUUAAGGACCCGCUGAUGGACACGCUCAUGACCGAUCCGGUCGUGCUGCCGUCCGGUACGGUGAUGGACCGGGCGAUCAUUACACGGCAUCUGCUCAACAGCAGCACCGACCCGUUCAAUCGGCAGCCCCUGACGGAAGAUAUGCUAAUACCCGCAACGGAACUGAAGGAGCGCAUCCAGCAGUGGAUCAAGGACUAUCGGGCGCAGAAAAAGUCUAGUUAAAUGCGCACUCCCGGAUCGAGCGGAUCGAGCGGAACUCUGUAUAUCAUCAAACCUUCUUGCGACGCACUUCCCGUUACAUUUAAUCUUUAUCUCUCUCUCUUUCUCUCUGUGACCACCCUCCCCGUGGAUAACUCUCUUGAUAGAAAUUGUUUGUGUGUGUUUAAAGUGUCCGUUCUAUGUGAAUGUGUGUGUGUGUGUUUAUACGGCGGAGAUCGUGAAGAGGAAUUUCGGGUUAUCACGUGCAAUCGUCGGUUGUCAACAGCAAUCUCUCUUUUAGUUUGCUCAAAAUUUGUAUCCACUCCCAAAAGGGGGGCCGUUCCGUUUAAAACGAGACACGGACCCCGCCGCAUGGAAGCGGCGAUACUGUCCCCACUGGCACGGAGCUUGCUCCGAGAUUAAGAGAUUUUUUGUCUAUCCAUCCACUCCACCACCACCACCCGAUACUUUAUCACGGCUCGGAUUUGGGUUGCAAAUAUACGAAAACUGUAAUACGGUGGCGCAUGGUAUCUGCAAAUAUAUAGUAGUAGGCAUAGGAAUAUUUAUAACACAACCAAAUAGAUGUAGAGCGUAACAACACAUAUGAACGGUUUUUAGAUUCUAUUGUCAUGCUAAACUGCGCUCUCCCUUCUUGCUGCUGCGAACCCGGAUUGUUCCAGGGGGGUCAGUGUAUGGGGUAUAUUACGGUGUUUCUUCAUUUUCUGCCGAAGUUUGGCUCCCUUUGGCAGCUCUUGCCAGCAACGGCGCGCGCAUCGUAGAAAAAAAAGGAACAGUUAUGUGACAAAUGAAAAAAGGGCUUUGAAUAAACACGAUAGGC